AUGAUUCUCUUCAAGCACCCCAGGCUACCUGUGAUGAAGAACAUUUAUGUUUUACCGUUUCACCGCAACGUUUGGUUUUGUUGUAUCGCUUUAUUCUUCAUAUGUUUUGGUUUACUCCUCGCUGCCACGGUAAGUUACCCCGGAGUGUUUGAGGCACACACUUACUCUACUUCCACGGACAUACUCACCCUUCUGAUCGGAGUUGCUAGUCAACAAGGAAUAGACCUUGGAGCUCGCUCUCCUUCUACCAGGAUGGUAUUACUUCUCUUUUCCAUCUGCUCUCUUUUUCUGAGCACCUCAUAUUCCGCCAACAUCGUGGCGCUCAUCCAGAGUGGUGCCGAGACAAUAACGACCGUUGCAGAUCUGAUCCAAUCACCUCUGAGCUUCGCAGUGCAAGAUGUACCCUUUGUAAAGAACUAUCUGAAAGAAAAGUGCGGACUUAGCGAACUUCAUGUCUACACUUAUCCCCGAUACUCUAUCCCAGUUAUGAAGGAUUCAGGAUAUAGAAACCUUUUUACUUCCAGUUUGAGCCGGCAGCGGGAAUGUGGAUUAAUCAGAAGAGCUGAACAAAAGGUCCUUGAAAGGAAACCAGCUUGCACGGCCAAAGACAGUGGUUUUGUGAGUGUUACCUUUGGCGAUUUUCUUCCUGGGCUUUUGGUGCUAUGCUGGGGCAUGGCAGCUGCCUUCAUUGCACUUUUAGUUGAGAUAACUACUAGUAAAUGCAACUUGAUGGCUAAGAGAGAGAAGAGGAAAGAGAAAUAAUUGUAUGGCCUUUCUUAAUGAUAUUUAAAAGAAUUACGAAAAAUAAUGAAACACUUACAAUAUCAUAUGAAAACAUUUCCAAUAAAGUGUCAAAGAGCACCUUUAAUAUUAAUAUAAAAAAAACUUAAAGUUUUGGUUGUUUGUAUGAUUCAUAUGAUAAUAUUAGAAAAUUAAAAUUAAAUAUUUUUAAUUAGAGAACUACAAUAAAAU
Nezara viridula (southern green stink bug) is the source of this 972-nucleotide messenger RNA. The record is from the annotation of a GenBank genome assembly. NCBI's taxonomy places the organism in Eukaryota, Metazoa, Arthropoda, Insecta, Hemiptera, Pentatomidae.